AUGCGCCAAGACCGCUUCAGGGAAAAGGAGGUUAUUGAUCUCAAUUUUAAGAAGAAUCUGGUGAAAAACCUGAAAAAGAAGUUGGAACUUCUGAAGAAUGACCCAGGUUCAGAGACAGACAAAGCAAAUGUAUCAUAUUCAGAUCCAGAUAGCACGUUGAUGUCUCUGAAAACAGAAACUGUGAUUCUAUAUCAUGCAUUAUCGAGCGUUCCGUUUAGACUUGAGAAAGGGGAUGUGAUAGGAAACUCUUUGUUCGAAUCUGUUUUUAAGGAAGAGGCUAAGACCAAUGACAUGAUUAUUAAUGAUUUACAAGUAUCCAACACCUCUCACUCACCUUAUUCUUUUCUAGAACCCAGAGCAACCAAUCCAAAUAAGUUCUCAUUACCCAAUAAUGCGACUCUUCUGCGUGAUAUAAAGGAGGUGGUAACAUUGAUUUUAGAUUCCAAUGUUCAAGAGUUUUCCCCGGAGACUAGAAAUGAACUUUUAGCACUCAUUCGGGAUCUUUCACUCAAUGAAAAUAUCAAUUUGGAGGAUUACCCAAACAUAGGAGAAGGAAAUGUAAUAAUCCAUAAUCUUUUGAAUUUCAGUAUUUUAACGAAGCAAGGUUCUUUUAUUAGAUUGACAUAA
Molecule: messenger RNA, 627 nt
Organism: Komagataella phaffii GS115
Lineage: Eukaryota; Fungi; Ascomycota; Pichiomycetes; Pichiales; Pichiaceae
Exons: 1
Coding region: 1-627 (208 amino acids)
Source: RefSeq, a predicted model, not a curated record